Molecule: messenger RNA, 668 nt
Organism: Staurois parvus
Lineage: Eukaryota; Metazoa; Chordata; Amphibia; Anura; Ranidae
Source: the annotation of a GenBank genome assembly
GCUUACAGCCCAUGGGAACAGAGCGGAUGGAGAUGCGCAAGCGGCAGAUGUCGGUGCACCAAGAGACUGUGAGCUCCUCUCAGGCACAGCAAGGAGUUGGGAAUAGGGGAUCUAAUGCUUGCUGCUUCUGUUGGUGCUGUUGCUGCAGCUGCUCAUGCCUCACAGUUAGAAAUCAGGAAGAUGAGAGGACGAGAAGGUCAUCCAAUGAAAUCAGAGGAGACGGCAUCCCAAACUGUGAAGAAAGCCCAACUCCUACCCUUGAAGACGUUUACUCCUGGGGCCAAUCAUUUGACAAGCUUAUGAACACUCCAGCAGGAAGAAAUGCUUUCCGGGAGUUCCUCAGGACGGAAUUCAGUGAGGAGAACAUGCUCUUCUGGAUGGCCUGUGAGGACCUCAAGAAGGAAUCUAACAAAAAUGUCAUAGAAGAGAAAGCUAGAUUAAUAUAUGAAGACUACAUAUCCAUUCUGUCUCCGAAAGAGGUGAGCUUGGAUUCCCGAGUGCGGGAAGUCAUCAACCGAAACAUGUUGGAACCCACACAACACACUUUUGAUGAUGCCCAGCUCCAGAUCUAUACCUUAAUGCACAGAGACUCCUACCCACGUUUUAUGAACUCUGUAAUAUACAAGAAUCUUCUUCAAACCUUAUCGGAGAACACUGCCGAAUCUUAG